AUGGCAUCAGAAUUAGAACAAAAAGCAAGCGUCUUAAGGGAAAGGAUUAAAUCCGUCGAUGAAAAUAUAAAAAAACUAACUGGUAGAGACCCAUCUGAAAUGAGGCAAUUUCAACGACGAGGUAUGCAGCGAGGAGAUAAUCGCAAACGGAGUUUCGCAGAGAGCGAUGCCAGUAACAAAUAUCGUCGUGCGGAUAACAGCGGAGGUCGACGGUCUUCCUACAGACGAAGAGGCGAAGGAUCAUCGGAUAGUGAAGCAGACGAGGAUGAAGAUGAUGAGGAAGAUAAAGAGAUUAAAGUAUUAUUUUUUCUCAAUUGUUAUCAGCCCAUGAUUCAAUCGUCUGUUGUGGUAACAGAACAAAAAGUUUCGCGUCUGCAGAGAGAUUCCGAAUUAAAGGAUGAAAAAAGUAAAGCAAGGAAUCGUCGCAUGUUCGGUGCUCUACUAAUGGGAACGCUACAGAAAUUUAAAAAUGAGUCCCAAGAACGCUCUGAAAAGGAGAUCAAAAGAGCAAUCAUUGAGGAGAAGUUAGAAACUGCUCAAAGAGAAGAAAAAGAAAAAAUAACAGCAGAACGACGCGAAUUGUACAGUAAAAGAAGAAGUGAACAAGCCGAGUUGAGAGAUAUUGAAAGGAAACUAGAAAGGAUUGAAAUGGAAAAGAGAAUGCAAGAUUAUUACAAUGAUUUAGGUAUAUUUAUCAAAACUAAAACUUCUCCGCAGUUAUUUUAUCUUCCUGCUGAGCAUAACGAUAAAACCCGAGAACUAUUAGAAAGUUCGAACAAAGAAAUACAAGAACUGCAUUCUAGUCGCCUCAAAGAACUAGAAGAUCACGAGGCAAACAUUCAAAAAUUGAUUGCAGAACGUCGUAGACGUAACGCCGAAGGAGCAGCUAUGGAUGUUGCUGAAGAAAAACAUUUGCAGGAGGAUAUAGAUGACAAAACGAAAACUAUGGACGAAAAUAACGAUGGAAAUGAUAAUUCUAUGGACGUAGAAAAAGCUAACGAAGUCACUGAAGAUAGAGAGGACGCAAAUACGGAAGAAAAGAAUGACGACGUGGAAAUGAAUGAGCUGGAUACGUUAUCCGCUCGUAGUUUUGGUGAUUUUGAGCACACUGCCCCAAUUUUUAUAUCUGGUCACUAA
Messenger RNA from Trichoplax adhaerens, 1137 nucleotides. RefSeq lists its product as uncharacterized. The record is from RefSeq and is a predicted model, not a curated record. The coding region runs from base 1 to 1137 and encodes 378 amino acids. NCBI's taxonomy places the organism in Eukaryota, Metazoa, Placozoa, Uniplacotomia, Trichoplacea, Trichoplacidae. Gene Ontology annotation, cellular component: catalytic step 2 spliceosome. The transcript has 10 exons.